AUUUCGAUGUGACUCCGCCAGCGUUUCCGGUCGAGGCUUGCGGGGGACAGAGGACUAGUUUGAAACAAACGUGAUAACCUGCUUUUUGCUGUUAUUUUUUCGGGUUUGAGUGCGCGUUACGAGUAAAUCUAUGGAUAUCAUGUAAUUGUAGUUAAAUUAAUGAUACAGUCCAGUUACGUUUGAUAUAUGCGGGUUAUUUUACGGGUGGCAGGGCUGUAACCUUGGCCUGCUUGUUAGUUUCUGUAGCUGGUAGCUCAAAAAUACAACAUGUUAGGCAUCUAUCGCAGUUUGAGCUUUUCGUCGGUCAAGAACCUGACAGAAGCUACUGCGGUUUUGUCACCUUGUACCUGGUUUAUGUCGGCACGCAGCAAAUUCACCAAAUCAAGAGUCCCAAAAGAGCAUUUUGAUGAGAUAUCAAAAGAACAUGACAAAUAUGGGGGAGAUCCAGACCAACCUCAUAAACUGCACAUAGUGACACGAGUAAGAAGUGUGAAGCGAAGGCCGUACUGGGAGAAAGAAACCAUAAGAUAUCUUGGGCUUCAGAAGGGUAACUCUCCUGUUAUUCACAAAAAUACACCUGCAGUCAAUAACCACCUGAAAAUUGUCAAGCACCUUGUGAGUAUACAGCCACUGAAGACUCCCUACGGACUCCCAGCAGAAGAGGACAUGGCUGAUACAUACAUUAACAGCAAUGGAGAGCUGAUUGUACGUCGCCUCCUCAAGCCCGUCGACCAAAAGGCCAUCGAGUCUUAGCUCCGCUAUCGAUCAUAUCAUUAGUUGUUUUGUACAAAUGGAAAGCUCCCUUCCUUUCUGGAUUCCGGUAGACAGAGUAAAUGAUGUGGCGUUAGCCAGAUUUGAGGACUGGUUGUAUGUAAUGUGUCUUCGGCUUGCAGACAAUAAACCUCAGCUGAAUAUGAGUAA
Mugil cephalus (flathead mullet) is the source of this 921-nucleotide messenger RNA. RefSeq names its product mitochondrial ribosomal protein L30 (gene mrpl30). Gene Ontology annotation, cellular component: large ribosomal subunit; mitochondrion. The record is from RefSeq and is a predicted model, not a curated record. Gene Ontology annotation, molecular function: structural constituent of ribosome. Gene Ontology annotation, biological process: translation. Bases 268 to 753 code for a protein of 161 amino acids. The transcript is spliced from 5 exons. NCBI's taxonomy places the organism in Eukaryota, Metazoa, Chordata, Actinopteri, Mugiliformes, Mugilidae.